CCUAUCAGAGUACAAGUGGCUUAACAGCGUUUGCGUCACAGCAGCAUCUGGAGGCUAGUAUUAGUUAUAUAAACUAUAAAAGUGAUUAAAGGGAGAUCUGAAGGUCCAGCUCUCGGCAGCAUGCAGUCCGACACGCUGCUGCACGUCGCCAACUUCAGCACGCUGUUCGUGUGCAUGGUGCUGAAGUUCCCGCAGAUCUUCGCGCUGGUGAGAGCCAAAAGUCCAUCAGGGAUCAGCCUCAACAGUGUGCUGCUGGAGCUCACCGGAUUCAUCAUUUUUGUAACUUACCAGAUGUACUACGACUACCCACCCCCGACAUACCUGGAAUAUCCAAUCCUCAUUGCUCAAGAUGUCAUUCUUCUGCUCCUGAUUCUUCACUACAACGGCAGCCUGCGGCUGAGCCUCGUCUACGCCUUGCUGUUGGUCGGAGGCUGGAGGCUCCUCACUGUGGAGAGGUGGAUCAUAGAUCUGGCCAUGAGCCUGUGCACGUUUAUUAGUGCGGCCAGUAAGCUCGCCCAGCUGCAGUGCAUGUGGAGCUCCAAGGAUGCUGGACAAGUUAGCGCCCUCACCUGGGCCAUGGGUACCUACACGUGUAUAGCGCGGAUUUACACCACCACAGUGACGACCGGAGACAUGCAGGUUCUGGUCCGGUUUGUGGCAAUGACUCUGCUCAACCUGUGGGUGCUGCUCACCGUCGUCUAUUACCAACAAAGAAGAAGCGGCAGAAGCUCAAAGAAAUAUGACUAAUGGAGUCCUGGAGCAACCUGGAUGGUUUCUGCUGCAGAGCUCGCUGCAUCAGCUUAGGCACAAACAAUGUUCAGGGUAACGGUUAGAUUCCUGAUGAAAAGAGAGUACACCCUCUUUCACUUAUAGGGUUUUUAAUUCAGAAAAAAAAAAUGUUCUGGACUUUACCAGUUUCUAAAAUGGUUUAAAUCUCCGGCUGCACUCUUUCAGUAUUCAUUAAACAAAGACGAGGCCAAAAAUGAAAAGCUGUGACUACGACCCUGAUGCACCAAUGAGAAAGAGGCUUUAGCGAAACAGUCAUUGCUGCCCAAUAGUAUUAAAAAGGAAAAAUAUAUUUUCAAAACCCAUUUUUAUCCUGCCAUUCUACAAAGAAAUUAUUCACAAGCCUUAAAUCGACUGCCACUCUUCCUAGAAGUGAACGUCGGUCCCUUUUGGUACCAAAAAGGUUUAAUUACAGUUUACAUCUGCCAACCUUUUUUUUUGGUACAAGACAAAAACUAAACAUCUCAUACGGAAAGGCAAACUGUUAUGCAAAAUAAUUUUUAGGCAACUAAUAAGAACUCAAAAAUAGUUGAGGGAGAUGAAAUUCUAUGAGAUAAACUUUUGGCAUGUGAAAAGGCAAGAUGAAUGGAAAGAAAACAGCAAAUAAUGUAAUCUUUGCUUUUACAUCUGCAACACAUAAUUUAGGUAUUCAAAAGGCGAAUCCAAAUAGUUAUUUCAGAUUUUAAAAAAGGUCAUUAUUGUUGGUCUACUGCAACAUCUAAACUGAAUUCAGUUCCAUCCCUGGAUAAAUAUUUUUAAUAAAAAAAUUAUUUUCAUUAAGGAUGCAGCACCUUAAAAAUGCAUUCCUCAGAUCUCAUAAUUUUCUUUAAAAAAAACAAAAGUAUCAGUGGGUUUAUUGACAAAACUAAAAUGACUACAGAUGACUAUUCUGUCAUAAAAACUAAGUUAUAUUUUAAUCAAAAGACUAAUUAAGGGUCAAUUAUUUUCAGUAUCAGUAAGGUUUUUUUAAACGACAUCAGAGGAAGUACAGAGAUAAAAGAAACUUCAUGGGAAAGGUUUUGUUACCAGGUUAUUCCCGGUUUUCUGAAAACAGUGUGAGGACUGGGCGCCCACAGUGAGGUACCAAGCGAGAUUUGAAAGAAAAACAUUUCCCACAAAACGUUGAAAGACAUCUGCAAACUCUUCAAUCUGCAAGAGACCGAGACCUUCAUUAGAUAACAGGAAGGCACCAAUGAAAUGAAUACUAGUCUUUGUCAGCAUCUUAAAUGUCUUAAUUAUGACCAAACGAGUAUGACCAGUUUGGUCAUAUUUCCCAGCAUCUUUUUUUGGUGAAGGAAAAAAAAAAAACAUAUCA
Molecule: messenger RNA, 2101 nt
Organism: Fundulus heteroclitus (mummichog)
Lineage: Eukaryota; Metazoa; Chordata; Actinopteri; Cyprinodontiformes; Fundulidae
Gene: slc66a3
Product: solute carrier family 66 member 3
Exons: 7
Coding region: 121-747 (208 amino acids)
Source: RefSeq, a predicted model, not a curated record